Molecule: messenger RNA, 1452 nt
Organism: Bactrocera oleae (olive fruit fly)
Lineage: Eukaryota; Metazoa; Arthropoda; Insecta; Diptera; Tephritidae
Source: RefSeq, a predicted model, not a curated record
UGUAAAGCACAUUUCACAGCUGUUUCAUAUUGAAAAGGGUUCAAUGACAGUUACUCCGCUUUACAUGAGCGCAAACACUGAUGUGCGGCAAAUCGAUGGAAUACAGAAAUUUGUUCGUGUAAUUCAUGGAAGCAGCGCCGGCUCUCGUAAAGCGUGACAAGGAAGGUGAUAAUGGCGAUAAGCAAGCUAAUAGCGCUACUUAAGCCACUGUUGAGGCGCACAAAACUGGUUGUGAUUUACAAAAAAUACUAAAAUUACUUCGGCAUGCCAGCAUUUCCAUUCAGCUUGCAGUCUCAUUUAGUCUAAAUAAACAAAUUUAUGUAUGUGUAUGUGUGUUUCACUAAACGCUAUCACCAUUUACUUAAUUUAGAUUUAUUUUUUUUCGUAAUUUUAGUUAUAAUAUGUACUUUAUUGUGUAUUUAAUAAAGUUGUUUUAAUUUGCUUCGUAUUUAAAAAUAUCUGUGUUAUCAGCAAGAAGACGAAGUGAAAUGAUUCUUCUCAGUUGUGGCGAUCAGUCAACAACAGCGCCACACUGUGGCAAAAGUUAACUGAUAAGACGCCAGCGCAAUAAAUACGUUUCAUAUUUCAACUGUCUUAGACAAAAUAUUUACUUACAUAAAAAUAAAUCUUCAGUAGCAGUUUUAUAGCAUAAGGUGUCGCAGGCACUACUGUAUUAACUGUGUGAAACCGAGACCACGCCCAAACUAUUGUGAAAGUGCAUGAAGAGACAAGAAAUGACGCAGAAACUAAUUGUAAUCACCUUUAUUUGCCUGCUAAGUGCGGAGCACUACUUUUGCGCCCAAACAACACGCGAGCCGCGUAGCGUCGAGAGCGAUGAAACCGUAGUAACAGAAAGUCCAGUUGAGAACUUAGCUGAGAAUAACUUCAUUAGCAACGCCGCACGUGCACAAUUCGAACGCGAGGCCUUAAAUGAGACCAUAAUCUUUCUGAACACUUUAUUCCGCUCGCAAAUUGAUUAUUUCAGCAAGGUAAGGGAGUUUCUACCGGCCACAGUGAAGCGCGUAGCGGAUAUAAACAAGUAUAUUGAGCGCUUGCAGAAAGCUAUAUUGGCGGACUCUGUGCAGGAGAAGGACAAUAUGUGGCGUGACACUUUUGUUAAGUUCAGCGAAAGUGCUUUUCUUCUCAAUAAUGAAAAGGAUACUGGUGUUUCAAAUAUCCGUUAUCUGGAAAUACUUAACGAUGCUGGUCUGGAAGAGACGACUAAGAAAUUCUUAACCGAUGUGACAGUAUACUUUUGGAAAAUGGCCAAAGCUAGCGGAAAAGUAGUGGAAACAACAAUUGAUGAACAAAUAGAGAAAUGGAAAAAGGAAUUAAUUACAACAAAUCUGUAAAAAUGUAUGUGAUAGAAGUCUGAAACUAAUAACUUUGUUGAUCAAAGUACAAAAAACCAAAAAUAUAUUUUAGAAAUAUACAUUUAUAGUGUUAAACUAA